Molecule: messenger RNA, 5791 nt
Organism: Pyrgilauda ruficollis (rufous-necked snowfinch)
Lineage: Eukaryota; Metazoa; Chordata; Aves; Passeriformes; Passeridae
Gene: POLR2A
Product: RNA polymerase II subunit A
Exons: 27
Biological process (GO): transcription by RNA polymerase II
Cellular component (GO): RNA polymerase II, core complex
Molecular function (GO): DNA binding
Source: RefSeq, a predicted model, not a curated record
CGCUCAGUCGCGCCUUGAGCGCGGAGCGGCCGGAGAGGAAAAGGGGAAGCUCCGCGCCUAGGGCUCCGUGAGGCGCCGGUUCCCCGGUGGGGUUAAAGCUCCCCGCUCUCUCAACCCUUCCGUGAAGGGGUCGGUUCCGAGCAGUCGGAGCGGCGCGAGGCCGCGGCCCCACCGGCGCCAUGCACGGCGGGCCGCCCUCGGGCGACAGCGCCUGCCCGCUGCGCACCAUCAAACGAGUCCAGUUCGGGAUCCUCAGCCCCGAUGAGAUGAAACGGAUGUCGGUGACUGAGGGGGGCAUCAAGUACCCCGAAACCACCGAGGGGGGACGCCCCAAACUGGGGGGGCUCAUGGACCCCCGGCAGGGCGUCAUCGAGAGGACGGGGCGCUGCCAGACCUGUGCUGGGAACAUGACGGAGUGUCCGGGCCACUUUGGCCACAUCGAGCUGGCCAAGCCCGUGUUCCACGUGGGAUUUUUGGGCAAAACCAUGAAAAUCCUGCGCUGCGUCUGCUUCUUCUGCUCCAAGCUGCUCGUGGACUCGAACAACCCCAAAAUCAAGGACAUCCUGGGCAAGUCCAAGGGGCAGCCCAAGAAGAGGCUGACCCACGUCUACGACCUGUGCAAGGGCAAGAACAUCUGCGAGGGGGGCGAGGAGAUGGACCACAAGUUUGGGGUGGAGCAGCCCGAAGGCGACGAGGACCUCACCAAGGAGAAGGGCCACGGCGGCUGCGGGCGCUACCAGCCGCGCAUCCGCCGCUCGGGGCUGGAGCUGUACGCCGAGUGGAAGCACGUCAACGAGGACUCCCAGGAGAAGAAGAUCCUGCUGAGCCCCGAGCGCGUGCACGAGAUCUUCAAGCGCAUCUCGGACGAGGAGUGCUUCGUGCUGGGCAUGGACCCCAAAUUCGCCCGGCCCGAGUGGAUGGUGUGUCCCCAAGUCAUCGCCGAGGACGUCAAGGUGCUGCAGUUUCACGUGGCCACCAUGGUGGAUAAGGAGCUGCCCAGCCUCCCCCAGGCCAUGCAGAAGUCGGGGCGCCCCCUCAAGUCCCUGAAGCAGCGGCUGAAGGGGAAGGAGGGUCGGGUUCGGGGCAACCUGAUGGGGAAACGCGUGGAUUUCUCCGCCCGCACCGUCAUCACCCCCGACCCCAACCUGGCCAUCGACCAGGUGGGCGUGCCGCGCUCCAUCGCCGCCAACAUGACCUUCGCCGAGAUCGUCACCCCCUUCAACAUCGACAGGCUGCAGGAGCUGGUGCGCAGGGGGAACAGUCAGUACCCGGGGGCCAAGUACAUCAUCAGGGACAACGGGGACAGGAUCGACCUCCGCUUCCACCCCAAACCCAGCGACCUCCACCUGCAGAUCGGCUACAAGGUGGAGCGUCACAUGUGCGACGGGGACAUCGUCAUCUUCAACCGGCAGCCCACCCUGCACAAGAUGUCCAUGAUGGGCCACAGGGUCAGGAUCCUGCCCUGGUCCACCUUCCGUCUGAAUCUCAGUGUCACCACGCCCUACAACGCCGACUUUGACGGCGACGAGAUGAACCUGCACCUGCCUCAGUCGCUGGAGACGCGGGCGGAGAUCCAGGAGCUGGCCAUGGUGCCCCGGAUGAUCGUCACCCCCCAGAGCAACCGGCCCGUCAUGGGCAUCGUGCAGGACACGCUGACGGCCGUGCGCAAGUUCACCAAGAGGGACGUCUUCCUUGAGAGGGGUGAGGUGAUGAACCUGCUGAUGUUCCUGUCCACGUGGGAUGGCAAGGUGCCCCAGCCAGCCAUCCUGAAGCCGCGGCCGCUCUGGACAGGGAAGCAAAUCUUCUCCCUGAUCAUCCCUGGCCACAUCAACUGCAUCCGCACCCACAGCACCCACCCCGACGACGAGGACAGCGGCCCCUACAAGCACAUCUCCCCUGGGGACACCAAGGUGAUCGUGGAGAACGGAGAACUCAUCAUGGGCAUCCUGUGCAAGAAGUCCCUGGGGACGUCGGCCGGGUCCCUGGUGCACAUCUCCUACCUGGAGAUGGGCCACGACACCACGCGGCUCUUCUACAGCAACAUCCAGACUGUCAUCAACAACUGGCUGCUCAUCGAGGGUCACACCAUCGGCAUCGGGGACUCCAUCGCUGACGCCAAGACCUACCAGGACAUCCAGAACACCAUCAAGAAGGCCAAGCAGGAUGUCAUCGAGGUGAUCGAGAAGGCCCACAACAACGAGCUGGAGCCCACCCCAGGCAACACCUUGCGCCAGACCUUUGAGAACCAGGUGAACAGGAUCCUCAACGACGCCCGUGACAAGACCGGCUCCUCUGCCCAGAAAUCCCUGUCCGAGUACAACAACUUCAAAUCCAUGGUGGUCUCGGGGGCCAAGGGCUCCAAGAUCAACAUCUCCCAGGUGAUCGCGGUGGUGGGGCAGCAGAACGUGGAGGGCAAGCGGAUCCCGUUCGGCUUCAAGCACCGGACGCUGCCGCACUUCAUCAAGGACGACUACGGCCCCGAGAGCCGCGGCUUUGUGGAGAACUCCUACCUGGCCGGCCUCACCCCCACCGAGUUCUUCUUCCACGCCAUGGGUGGCCGCGAGGGCCUCAUCGACACGGCCGUGAAGACGGCCGAGACCGGUCAGUGUCCCCGGAACGUCACCGUGGGGCUUUCAGGAGUCCAAAAUUCCACCCAAGGGACCUCCAGCACCCCAAAAUUCCAAUUCCCCUUUUGGGGAUGCAUGGAGGUCCUCAGGGUCAUCUUCCCCACCAGGGACAGCAAGGUGGUGCUCCCCUGUAACCUGCUCCGCAUGAUCUGGAACGCGCAGAAGAUCUUCCACAUCAACUCCCGGCUGCCCUCGGACCUGCACCCGGUCAAGGUGGUGGAGGGGGUGAAGGAGCUGAGCCGCAAGCUGGUGAUCGUCAACGGGGAGGACCCGCUGAGCCGGCAGGCGCAGGAGAACGCGACGCUGCUCUUCAACAUCCACCUGCGCUCCACGCUCUGCAGCCGCCGCAUGGUGGAGGAGUUCCGGCUCAGCGGGGAGGCCUUCGACUGGCUGCUGGGCGAGAUCGAGUCCAAGUUCAACCAGGCCAUCGCCCACCCCGGUGAGAUGGUGGGCGCGCUGGCCGCGCAGUCCCUGGGCGAGCCGGCCACGCAGAUGACCCUCAACACCUUCCACUACGCGGGGGUGUCGGCCAAGAACGUCACCCUGGGCGUCCCCCGCCUCAAGGAGCUCAUCAACAUCUCCAAGAAGCCCAAGACGCCGUCACUCACCGUGUUCCUGCUGGGCCAGAGCGCCCGCGACGCCGAGCGUGCCAAGGACAUCCUGUGCCGCCUGGAGCACACCACGCUGCGCAAGGUGACGGCCAACACCGCCAUCUACUACGACCCCAACCCUCAGAGCACGGUGGUGGCCGAGGACCAGGAGUGGGUCAACGUCUACUACGAGAUGCCCGACUUCGACGUCAGCCGCAUCUCGCCGUGGCUGCUGCGCGUCGAGCUGGACCGCAAGCACAUGACCGACCGCAAGCUGACCAUGGAGCAGAUCGCCGAGAAGAUCAACGCCGGCUUUGGUGACGACCUCAACUGCAUCUUCAACGACGACAACGCCGAGAAGCUGGUGCUGCGCAUCCGCAUCAUGAACAGCGACGAGAACAAGAUGCAGGAGGAGGAGGAGGUGGUGGACAAGAUGGACGACGACGUCUUCCUGCGCUGCAUCGAGUCCAACAUGCUGACGGACAUGACCCUGCAGGGCAUCGAGCAGAUCAGCAAGGUGUACAUGCACCUGCCGCAGACGGACAACAAGAAGAAGAUCAUCAUCACCGAGGACGGGGAGUUCAAGGCUCUCCAGGAGUGGAUCCUGGAGACCGACGGCGUCAGCCUCAUGCGGGUGCUGAGCGAGAAGGACGUGGACCCCGUGCGCACCACCUCCAACGACAUCGUGGAGAUCUUCACCGUUCUGGGGAUCGAGGCGGUGCGGAAGGCGCUGGAGCGGGAGCUCUACCACGUCAUCUCCUUCGACGGCUCCUACGUCAACUACCGGCACCUGGCGCUGCUGUGCGACACCAUGACGUCCCGGGGACACCUGAUGGCCAUCACCCGGCACGGCGUCAACCGCCAGGACACCGGGCCCCUCAUGAAGUGCUCCUUCGAGGAGACGGUCGAUGUCCUGAUGGAAGCAGCUGCCCACGGGGAGAGUGACCCCAUGAAGGGCGUGUCCGAGAACAUCAUGCUGGGCCAGCUGGCCCCGGCCGGCACCGGCUGCUUCGAUCUCCUGCUGGACGCCGAGAAGUGCAAGCACGGCAUGGAGAUCCCCAGCGCCCUGCCCGGCCUCGGCGUCGGCGGCUCCACCGGGAUGUUCUUCGGCUCGGCCCCCAGCCCCAUGGGGGGGAUGUCCCCAGCCAUGACCCCCUGGAACCAGGGGGCCACCCCGGCCUACGGCGCCUGGUCCCCCAGCGUGGGCAGCGGCAUGACCCCGGGCGGGGCCGGGUUCUCCCCCAGCGCCGCCUCCGACGCCUCCGGGUUCAGCCCCGGCUACUCCCCGGCCUGGUCACCCACGCCCGGCUCGCCGGGGUCACCCGGCCCCUCCAGCCCCUACAUCCCCUCCCCCGGUGAGUACAGCCCCAAAAACACCCCAAAAUACCCUGAACUCAAAUAAUGCAAAACACCCUGUAACCCCUAACACCAUCCCAUAACACCCCAAAACAGUCCCAUAACACCCCCUCACUGAGCCCCACAACACCCAAACAACACCCCAAAGGGACCCCCAAAACCUCCAACAGCCCCACAACACCCGAACAACAUCUCAAAGGGCCUCACAACACUCUACAACACCCCAACACCACCUCAAAGGGACCCCCAACACCUCCAACACCUGAUUAACACCUCAAAGGGACCCCCAACACCCCAACACUCCAACAGCCCCACAACACCUGAACAACAUUUCAAAGGGCCUCACAACCCUCUACAACACCUCAACCACCCCCCCAUCACCCUCCUGACCUCCUGUCCCCUCUCCGCAGGUGGGGCCAUGUCCCCCAGCUACAGCCCGACGUCCCCCGCCUACGAGCCGCGGUCGCCGGGGGGCUACACCCCACAGAGCCCCAGCUACAGCCCCACUUCUCCCAGUUACAGCCCCACCUCCCCCAGUUACAGCCCCACCUCACCCAACUACAGCCCAACCUCUCCCAGUUACAGCCCCACCUCUCCCAGUUACAGCCCCACCUCGCCAAGUUACAGCCCCACUUCACCCAGUUACAGCCCCACGUCCCCAAGCUACAGCCCGACCUCCCCCAGUUACAGCCCCACCUCGCCCAGCUACAGCCCGACAUCGCCGAGUUACAGCCCGACGCCCAGCUCCCCCGAGUACACCCCGACCUCGCCCAAGUACAGCCCCACGUCCCCCAAGUACAGCCCCACGUCACCCAAGUACAGCCCCACCUCGCCCACCUACAGCCCCACCUCGCCCGUCUACACCCCGACGUCGCCCAAGUACAGCCCCACCUCGCCCACCUACAGCCCCACGUCGCCCAAGUACAGCCCCACGUCCCCCACCUACAGCCCCACGUCGCCCAAGGGCUCCACGUACAGCCCCACGUCCCCUGGCUACAGCCCCACGUCGCCCACCUACAGCCUCACCAGCCCGGCCAUCAGCCCCGACGACAGCGACGACGACAACUGAGGGUCAGCCUGUGGGGACGGGGGUGGCACCCCCCAAAAAAACCCCUCAGGCCAUGGGGGUGACCCCCAGAUCCAUGUGGGGAUGGGGUUGUUGUUGCACCCCAAAAACCUCAUGUGGAUACGGGGACGGGGUUGUAGUCACCCCCAAAC